GCCAUUUGAUGCGAGUCGUUGUUAUAGUCUGACUGGUAGCCAUUGCUGUGAAAGCAAACCAGAGCAAGUCUAUUUUGAAUCGUGAAAUAUUAUGAUAUACUCGCAUCAUCCACCACCAGCUUCGUCACAGGUUGAUUCCUAAGUAGUUAUUCUUCAAAUAUUUCGAUAAAGUCAAGUGAGAUGAACGUUAGUUUUAUCCAUCCGACGUGUUUUUGUGAGGUCCGUUAAGAAGCGGCCAUAAUAAAAGAUGGUCUAACAUUCCUUGGGAUAAUUGUAUUGAAUUUCGACCGUUUCUCUUCUCUCAACUGGCCUUUCUGUGAGGUUUAAAGGUCUGUUUACUCUGGUUGUUCGUCACAAGCGAUUUAGACCUGUGGAUGCUGGUUCUCUCAAAUCGUUAGUUUCAUGUUUGACAUGAUGUAGGCAAUGCAUCCAUUCGUCAACAAGAGCUGCAUUAUGCUCCACACGUGAUUCGUUGAGCUCAUUUGUCUCGAGAAACACCGGUAGUGUUAUGCCAUCGCCUGCUAAUAAGAUGUCUGGCCCAAACUCUGCCAAUUCAACCAGCAGUUCUCAGUCAAUCACAACAGCCAAUUCUGGUGGUACUGAAAGGCUUCCUAUUACUCCGGCGCAGAUGACCACGCAAGCCAGCAUGACAGCGUCCACACCUGGAGCACCUAACAGCCAGGCUAAUGCUAGCAUGACCAGCAGCCAACAGGCUGCUCCCCCAUCUUCCUCCUUGGACCCACAAAUGGAAGUCAUUAAUGGUGUUGCUAAUCCUUCAAUCAUGCCACCUCCAGACAGACCUGGGAGACAUACGAAUCAACUGCAGUAUCUCCUGAGAAACGUCUUAAAGGCUCUGUGGCAUCAUCGUUAUUCGUGGCCAUUCCAGCAGCCUGUAGACGCCAAAAAGCUCAAUUUACCAGAUUAUUACAAAAUCAUUAAAACGCCAAUGGACAUGGGCACAGUGAAAAAGCGGCUAGAGAACAAUUUUUAUCAGAGUGCCAACGAGUGUAUCAACGACAUGAACACAAUGUUCACAAACUGUUACGUGUACAAUAAGCCGCAAGAAGACGUGGUUCACAUGGCUAAGACUCUCGAAAAAUUGUUCCUCAGCAAACUCAGUCAAAUGCCAAAGGAGGAAGUUGAACUGGACUUGCCAGCUUCGAAAAACGCUAAAAAACCAAGGUUGGCGAAACCACCUGGAUCGGCAGGCAGAGGCAGACCCAGCUCAGUCUCAUCCACCUCGGUGUCCAAUAAUGGUCCGUCUGCAGGAAUUCCCGCUAGUGCUGCUCCUCACCUUGCACCAGCUCCUGGCCACAUAGCCCCUCAAAUGACCACGCUGCCGCAUGGCCACAAUUCAAUGCCUCCACAAGUCAACAUGCAGGGGCCAGCACCUAGCUUGACAAUACCCCAGACCGCGCUGGUUCCUCCCGGCCAGGUCAAAGCUAAGAAAAGUCUGAAGAGGAAAGCCGACACCACGACUCCACCAGGCUAUGACUUGUUCAAACCUAACAGUGCUAUGCAAUUGCCAUUGGCUGCGGGACCUGAUGCAAAAUCGGCCAAAAUUGGCUUAAGAAGAGAAAGUGGUAGGCAAAUUAAAAAAGUGAUGAAAGACUUGCCCGAAACAUCCCAGGAUGGCAUGAUGCCGAUGUGUGCCACGACACUGCAGAGUGGGCAGGCCACUAAAGCAAGAGGGGGUGCGAUGUCCGAGUCCAUGAAGUUCUGCCAUGAUAUUCUUAAAGAGCUCUUUUCUAAGAAACACUCGGCUCAUGCUUGGCCGUUCUACAAACCUGUCGACGCGGAGCUCCUAGGUCUACAUGAUUAUCACACCAUCAUCAAACAACCCAUGGAUCUAGGAACAGUGAAGGCAAAGAUGGACAACCGGGAAUACAGGAGCGCAGUUGAGUUUGCUUCUGAUGUUAGACUCAUUUUCACCAACUGUUACAAGUACAAUCCUCCCGAUCAUGAUGUUGUCACGAUGGCCAAGAAACUUCAGGAAGUGUUUGAGACAAGAUUUGCUAAAAUUCCUGAUGACAUACCUGUAGCGCCAGUCCACGUAGAAGAACCUGUCAGUGAAGGAAACUCCUCAGGUUCCUCUGACAGUGAUGAUGAUAGUGAUGACUCGGUUGACCACGAACGUGCACAGAAGAUCAGCCUUCUUGAGAACCAGCUGAAAUUAAUGCAGGAAGAAAUAAAACACCUUAGCAAGAAACGCAGAAAGGAGAAAAAGAAGAAGAAUAUUCUCUCUGCUGGCCCUAGUAAACCUAAAAUUGAUGACAAAGCCAAAAGUGGUGCUCAUCACUAUGAGCUUCCUCCUGACGUCAAGCAGCCUGCUGGUGCUUUCAGCACUUCAACACCUAAGCCUAAGGCUAAGGGUAAAGCUGGACGAGGUGCUGGAGGUGUACCUCCAACUGCAGUGCCUGGUGUUCCUGGGGCUCUCCCAGCCAAACCUCGUGGCAAACCGGGUCCUAAACCUGGCCCCCGGAAGAAGAAUGCAGCAGCAGCAAUACCUCCUCCCAGUGCUGCGCCAUUUGUCGAAUCGGAAGAUGAGGACCACGCAAAACCAAUGUCCUACGAUGAAAAACGACAAUUAAGUUUAGAUAUAAACAAGUUACCAGGUGACAAACUGGGCAAAGUGGUCCACAUCAUCCAGUCUAGAGAACCAUCUCUGAGGGAUUCAAACCCUGAUGAGAUAGAAAUUGAUUUUGAAACUCUGAAGCCAUCAACGCUUCGGGAACUGGAAUCUUAUGUCGCUUCUUGCUUGAAAAAGAAAGUCCGAAAGCCAUAUUCAAUGACUGGGCGCAGGGCAAAUACAGCGGGAGGCAAAGGAAGGGCAUCCACUGACGAUAAGAAAACAGUACCAAAGUCGAAAGAUGAGCAGAUGCAAGAGAAGAAACAAGAAUUGGAAAAAAGACUGCAAGAUGUGUCAGGCCAGCUGGGAAGCGCGAAAAAGGCGCCUAAGAAAGAUGGCAAGGGCAUAGAAGUGGGUGUUGGUGGUCAGCAUGGACAACCCAUGAGCCAAUUGUCUGCUUCGUCAUCAAGCAGUUCUGACUCGGACUCAUCAAGCUCCAGUGCCUCGUCAAGUUCUUCAGAUUCCUCGGAAAGCGACGCAGAGAGCAGCCUAAAGCCUCGUAAGAAGAAGGCCAAGAAAGGCCAUGGAAAUGCAGCUACCACAGCACCAAGUCAGGCUGCUCCAAUAGUGCCGGCACCUGUAAUCUCAGCCACGACUCCUGCGGCGGCCGCCUCAAUGGUACCGCCCAACCUCACUAAGCCCGAAACGAACCACAUGGGCUACAUGCAAGGAAUGUCCGCCAGUAAAAAGCCCCCACCGGUUGUGACACACACCACCCUCCCUCAGCAGCCAGCCAGGCCAACUUCAAUGGCCACGGCCGCCCCAGUUCGGAAGCACUCUGCUUCCCAACAAAUUCCUCAACAGCAGCCUCCUCAUGUGGCAAAUAACAUGAUGCCACAGCUCCCUCAGCAGCAGUUGCCUGUACAGCAGCCAUUGAUUCCGGCCCCGCUGCCGCAACAACAGUUGCCGCAGCCGAUGCCACCUCAAAACCAGUUCAAACCACUUGCAAAUCUACCUCCCAAUUUGGAUGCCCUUGACCCACUUGCCGUCCUGUCUGAAGCUCCCACGCAUCCAAUGUCGUCUGCCAAUCACAUACCUGACAUUGACAUGAAACCUCUGCUUGGUGUUCCUGCCAUGGACCCUACCAUGAGCAUGUUGUCGCUUAAGCCUGAUUCGCCACCCACCAAUGGAACUCUGAGCUAUCGUGAUCAACUUCGUAUGGAUGUGCUCAGUCCUCCGACUUAUUCUGACGAAGAAUCGACUGUAAAAAGAGACCCGCUGGAUGAUACCAAUCACUGGCUGAUGAACAACAGCUCAGGAGAGAAAGCGUCAAAACCAUCAUCUGCAUCAAACUUUUCUCAAGCAUUUACCACAAAGUCUGCGGCAUCUUCAACGGUUAAAAACGCCAUGUCAUGGUCAUCUAUAAUUGCAAAUGCGGGCUCCAGCACAACCGGUGCGUCAGGCUCAAUGUCUUCGGUAGCAGGUUCUACCAAAGGUCCCUCGCCUCCGCUUGCCGCCAUGCUGAACUCAAUAAACUCAUCCUCAUCACCAAAGGCAACACCUGUCAACAACCUCCAACAAAAUUUCCUAAAGUUCAAAAACAAACACCAAGACCAAAACGCUAGAAAGCAGAUGCAAGAAAUGCGCAAACAGCAAAGCGAAUAUUUGAAAAAGGAACAACAACGUGUGGAAACUGAGAGGCGAAGGGAGAAAGAGGAUUUUGAUAAUCUCGAGAAAAUAAGAAAAGCCAUGGUAACCCCUGCAUCGAAGCCAAUUGACAACAAGCAGAAUAUGCGCAAACAUUUGGCAACUCCUGGAGGAUCAGCUAGUGCCUCACCACUGUCAAACGUUAACAACGAGCCUGCGAAGAAUCCAGAGGAGAGAAUUUUGGAUACAGCAACCAUUCAAAAUUUGAAAGAGAUCUCCAUGCGCAAGCGACAGGAGCUUGCAGGCAAGAUAGACCUGAACGCACAAAGUGAUAUAUUGGCAGCUUUUGAAGAGACUCUAAACUAGGACAUCUGAUUUCAAAAUCACGUAAACCGAUUAAUUUGCAUCAGCAUUUUGUAUGAUAACACUACAUAGCAGUAAAACAUUAAAUUGUAUAAAAACCUGCUAGAAUUAAGAUGUAAUUUUAAAUCAUGCAGAUUCACAAAACUGUAACAUAAUGCUAAUAUGUAUAAAUUUGGUGGUUUAACUUUUACCCAACUUUCUCUGGUGCAAAGGAAAAGCAGACAUUCUAAAAAGCAUGUAGAUACGACAAAUAUCUAAAAAAUAACACUUCUUUUGUGCGGAAGAAGCGUGUGACCCGACUGUACAGCACACAUGAUAAGGUGAUAUUUCUUGAAUAUUAUUAUUGAACAUUGAACACUAGCUCUUUUUGUAUGAGUUGAGUUAGCAGAGUUUGUAAUAAUUAUUGUUAUGGUUGUAAAUACAACUUUAGUGUUUACUGAUCCUUACAUGAAAGCAUAAGUAAAACAUGCGAAACUUAACAAAGCGCUGAUUAUUUCAUUCAAAAUAUGUUGUUUGAUGUAUUUUACCACUCCUUUGGCAUUAAUGGUUGCAUAAAGACUGCAAUCCGUCAUUUUAAUUUAUACUGCUAGAUAGGAGAAAAAAGGCACUUGCAUGGUGGCCAGUUUGCACAUGCAGUGUUGUUCAGGCAUUUGUUCCUGUUGAAUUCACGAUUAAAUUUGGUGAAAGCCAUUCGAGCAAAUUCACUUGCGUGUUUUCUUUGUAAUUGCUACAUUUCAUUGUUGAUGGUCAUCACUGUCCACAAGCGACUUGUAAGGCCUAACCACCUCAACCACAGAAGGACUUAAUUAACUCAUUGGCAUCCAGAAAGUCCAAUUCUGCUCAUUAAGCACUACUUGCAUCAAGUAUUCAGAACAUAUAUUGUAGCGAUUUAAAAAGUAUUAGGAGAAAAAAGCUUAGGUAGUUAACCUAUUGUUUUCCGAUGCAAAUAUUGUAAAAUAUUUAUCUCACAUUAAUGAAAGGUAUGAAUUUUCCUCAAGAGCUGAAUUUUAGGAUUGUUCUGUGUCGUUUAUCUUGUAAAUAAAUUUUAAUGAAAAUAUGGAACUUGAAUAAAUUGUAUGAUUUACGCGGAAUUAGAUUUGAGCUUGAGAUUUGUGUUCGUAUUAUGAUGAUAAAUUACUCCUGAGGUUUGAGAAACAUCCUUAAAAAAUAAAAUUUGUAUGAUUAGUUCCUGCAUGGAAAGCAAAUAUACAAGGCAAUAUAAUUGUGUUGAAUGGGCAUGUUAAUAUCUUCUGUCGUUAUUCAUACUAAGGUUAAAAAGUGAUGUACCAAACAUUUGUAAAUGUCUGCAACUAUAAUUUACUCGUGCAAUGUUCAAAUCAAUACAAAUAAAACUGCUAAACCAAACUAAAAACUGUGCAUCAGAAGUUAGUGCGAAUAAAUUUUUACCAUUAAAAUACCCA
This is a messenger RNA of Cloeon dipterum, 6000 nucleotides long. RefSeq names its product female sterile (1) homeotic (gene fs(1)h). Gene Ontology annotation, cellular component: chromatin; nucleus. Gene Ontology annotation, biological process: chromatin remodeling; regulation of DNA-templated transcription. The coding region runs from base 509 to 4582 and encodes 1357 amino acids. The transcript is spliced from 21 exons. The record is from RefSeq and is a predicted model, not a curated record. NCBI's taxonomy places the organism in Eukaryota, Metazoa, Arthropoda, Insecta, Ephemeroptera, Baetidae.